CAAUAACUCAUCUAUCUCUUCAUAUCUUGCUGGCUUAUUAGCUUAGCUAGAACCAAAACCCCAUUCCCCAAACUCCAAGCCAUUUUCUUCUCCCAGAUAUACCAUCCAUCACUUUGUAUAUCACCGGCGAUCCUAUCUUCCUAGCUUUUCUUUUUCAACAUGUCAGCAGCGGCGGCUGCGGCUGCUGCAGCGGUAUUGCUGGGCCAUUCGAGCUCCAGCAACAGCAGUUCCAGCGCUGAGACGUACCACCAUCUCCAUCAUCACCAAGCUUUCAUGGCGCCUUCUCUGCCGGUGGUUCCUCAGCUGAGUCGUUACGAGUCGCAGAAGAGGAGGGACUGGAUCACUUUUGGGCAGUAUCUGAAAAACCACCGCCCGCCGCUGACACUGUCACGGUGCAGCGGGGCCCAUGUGUUGGAGUUUCUGAGGUACUUGGACCAGUUCGGGAAGACUAAGGUCCACGGUAGUAGCUGCCCUUUCUUCGGCCACCCCAACCCUCCGGCGCCGUGUCCUUGCCCUCUGCGUCAGGCGUGGGGAAGCCUGGACGCGCUCAUUGGACGGCUGAGGGCGGCGUUUGAGGAGAACGGCGGGCUGCCUGAGACAAACCCGUUCGGCGCACGCGCGGUGAGGCUGUACCUGAGGGAAGUGAGGGAUACGCAGGCCAAGGCUAGAGGGAUUGCUUAUGAGAAGAAGAAGCGAAAGAAGCCACUGCCACCACAAGGGACAGAACUGCUGCAGCAGCAUGAGGAACAAAGGCAACGUGGUAAUUUCGGUUCAGGUUACGGUGGUGCUGGGGGUGGGGGUGUCUCGGCUCAACCAAAUGGGGUUAUGUUUGGUGGAGCUUCGUCUACUGCUGCGAGAGGAUCCAUGAUGCCGCUAUCAGUGUUGAACUGCUAAUCUACUUAGUACUAUGAACGCCAGGCCUUUAUAUUCUGUGGUUAGCCUUAAAAUAUUUAGCAGAUGAUGAAUAUUAGAUCUUUAAUUAGCUCUUGUGUUCAUGUUGUUGUGUCUCAACUGAUUUUUUGAUCAGUGAUCGAACGUGAAAAGGAAUUUCAUGGCUAA
Argentina anserina (silverweed cinquefoil) is the source of this 1059-nucleotide messenger RNA. RefSeq names its product protein LIGHT-DEPENDENT SHORT HYPOCOTYLS 4-like. Lineage: Eukaryota; Viridiplantae; Streptophyta; Magnoliopsida; Rosales; Rosaceae. Gene Ontology annotation, biological process: response to light stimulus; mRNA transcription. The record is from RefSeq and is a predicted model, not a curated record. The coding region runs from base 160 to 894 and encodes 244 amino acids. The transcript has a single exon. Gene Ontology annotation, cellular component: nucleus.